Molecule: messenger RNA, 1041 nt
Organism: Mangifera indica (mango)
Lineage: Eukaryota; Viridiplantae; Streptophyta; Magnoliopsida; Sapindales; Anacardiaceae
Product: zinc finger BED domain-containing protein RICESLEEPER 1-like
Exons: 1
Coding region: 1-1041 (346 amino acids)
Molecular function (GO): DNA binding
Source: RefSeq, a predicted model, not a curated record
AUGAGAAUCUGGUUUGUUGAUGAUAGUUGGGAAUUGAGAAACAUGAUUAUUUUUGUGGCAAAAUGUGAAGAUGAGGAUGAAGAUGUAGUUGAAAAUGAUUACUAUGAAAUUAUGAAGUCUUUGUUUGUGGAUUGGAACAUACACACAAAAAUAUGUUCUAUAUUUAUCAGCGAUGGAAAAGUAUAUGAGGAAGUUACCAAGAAUUUGAACAGUUGGUUCAACAAACGAGGUUCACUUCCUUUUAUUGGUACAAUUAUUUCGGAUUAUGCUUUAUUAAAUAUGUUGGAUUGGGAUUUUUUUGAUGAUUUGAUAAAAAUUUCGCAACAUGAUAUUAUUGCUAAAGUGUCUAAGCUUAGGGACUACGUUUGCACACCAUCCAAUGAUCAAAAGUUUGAAUGUGCAGUACAUCAAGCUCUGUCCAUGGGCAAAAUAGUAAUUUCUCAAAGUGUUCCUCCUUAUUGGUAUAAGGAUAUUAGAGUGCUGGAGUGGGUAAUGGGAUGUAAAGAAGCAUUUAAUGAACUAGAGCAUAUAGAUCCUGAUUUCAAGUUUAUCAAUUUUACAAAAGAGGAUUGGGAUGACGCAACUUUACUCUAUAGUGGUUGGCAAGUGCUACGUGAUUACAAAAAGGAAAUUUUGAAGUUGGUAGAUCCUAAAUAUAUAACCGUAACUGUGAAUUUCAAAGUAAUCCGUGACAUCUUUUUCAAAUUGGUUCAGUUGAGGAAAAGUAAUAAUUAUUACAUUUGCCACUUUGCAUCACUGAGCAUAAAACAUAUUGCAGAAUAUUGGAAGAAUUUUAGGUCAAUUUUAGAAGUCGAGGUCAUUUUGGAUCCACGGUGUAAAUUGGAUAUGGUAGAAAAUAUCUACAAAAUGAUUUAUGAUAAUAAUUUUGAGAUACACCUUCAAAAAGCGAUUGAUGAUGUUACAAAUAUUUUCAAUGAAUAUAUGGAAGGCAUGUCAUCAUCCUCUUCAAGCCAUGACUAUAAUGUUACUUCAAAAUCAGAACUUGACUGCUAUUUGAGAGACGAGUUUCCUUCAAGAUGA